AUGCAAAAAAUUAAUUCAAUAUAUUAUUUUUAUAAUUAUUUUAUAAUAUUAAUAUGUUUAUUUAAGAAAAUAAAAUGUGAAAGUUUAAUAAAUAUAUCUCCAUGUGCCUAUCCUCCUGUUACUGAUACAACAAAUUGUGGAAUAUUACCAAUGUUUGGAUCAAUGGGAUUAAUAUGUGAUCCUGAUCAUAUAUUUUCUCAUACAGAAUUAACAGUUUUAAAUGAAAAAAUAGAAAAAAUUUAUAGUGAUAAGGGUGAUAAUUGUAUAUGUAAUAAUUCAAAUAAAUAUCCAUGUUGGUAUAAAUUUGUUUUUGCCUUCCUUCGCCAAUUAACACCUGUUGAAGGGGCAAUCAAAGAUGAAUAUAAUAGAGAUUAUUGUCCUAUUAAUAAAACAUUACAACAUUUAGUUAAUAAAAAAAGAAAUGAUUAUCUUUUUUCAACACCUACCUCUGUACAAAUGUAUGGUCAUAGAUUUGCUGAAAUAAUUCGUGAUCGAUGGUCUGCAUCAUUUUGUGGUGAAGAAAUAUUAUUUUUUAUUAUUAAAAAUAGACCACAACAACUUAUUAGGGAGGGAUAUAAUGUAAUACCUGGAAAAAGUAUACCAAUGAUAUUUGUAGCACUUGGACCAACAGUUAUUGAAAGGUUAGAUAUGUCAAAUCCAAAAAAAGAAAAUUCACUCUUUUUUUAUCAUUCAGCUGUCAUAAAAGAAACAUUAAUUAUGGAAAAUGAUAAAUUAUUAAAUGGUUAUCCAUUAUUAUCUGUUAUUGAAUCAACUUUAGAUAAAUUUGUUACAAUUUUAUCAAAUGCUGAUAGUCAUAUAUCAAGUACAAAAGUAGGAAAUCAUAUUCCAAGUUGGGCCUUAAUAGUUUUUGGAGUUUGUGCCUUAUCAUGUUGUUUAAUGGCUAUAGGAUUAUGUUUUGUAAGAACAACUACAAGACGUGGUUCACAAAGAGGAAAAUCUAACUCUGAUCCUAAUAGAAGGUGGAAAGCUGGAUUUGUAGGAGAAGAUAAUUUAUAUCAUUUCAAUUAUGGUGGUAAUAGUGGAGAUAACUCAAGAACAAAUACAAGUGGCGUCUUCGCAUUAAUGGAUAACGGAAUUCAAAAUAGAAGUGAUGCCAAGUCAACAGCAAAUGCAGCUGUUGAACAGAUAUGA
This is a messenger RNA of Strongyloides ratti, 1152 nucleotides long. RefSeq lists its product as hypothetical. Bases 1 to 1152 code for a protein of 383 amino acids. The record is from RefSeq and is a predicted model, not a curated record. Gene Ontology annotation, cellular component: acetylcholine-gated channel complex. The transcript is spliced from 5 exons. Lineage: Eukaryota; Metazoa; Nematoda; Chromadorea; Rhabditida; Strongyloididae.